Messenger RNA from Penicillium nucicola, 330 nucleotides. RefSeq lists its product as uncharacterized. Lineage: Eukaryota; Fungi; Ascomycota; Eurotiomycetes; Eurotiales; Aspergillaceae. The transcript is spliced from 2 exons. The coding region runs from base 1 to 330 and encodes 109 amino acids. The record is from RefSeq and is a predicted model, not a curated record.
AUGUCCGUGCGACAAGUCGGGACAGAAACAUUCCCGGAAAAUAAGAUGGGGACCAUCCUCGACCAAUCUGAAGAGGAUGAUUCGGAUGGCCCGGACAAAGCAAUGUUUGUGCCAUUGCCGUGUGACUUGGCAGUUCUUUUGGUCUGUCCCUGUCUCUAUUGGAGUCUCAAACGAGAGGACCAUUGGACCAUUGGAUUUGUGAUCCGAAUCCAGUUGUCGGCUGGAAGUCCAAUGGGUUUCAUUGUUGCCAAACUCAAACCUGUGUGGCGCAACAUGCGUGGGUCGGACGGGAAUGGCAUUCUAGAAAGAUAUGCCAGAUUCCGGGGUUGA